GGAAACUUUGAAGAAGCAGGAUCUACUCUGGAAGGAAACUCUAAGAAAUUGAAUUUCUUUUCACUUAGAAUUUAAAAAGGAAAAAAUCAAAACUUUAGUUACUCUUUUCAUCAGCUGAACAUGCGCUUUCCUAACUAAGCUGGGACUCUGUAUAAUAAAGGAUUUACUUUAUCUCACUGGAUCCAUGCUACGUUUUACUACACAUGUUCUUGAGGAAGAAGUGCAGAUAUGGAUCACGUAAGCUGCAGUUUCUCUUGUUGUUGCUGAUGCUGGGCUUUUUGCUACUGAUGGUUACAACACUGAAUCCACCACCCGACAGCCAGAGCAAAGAAGGGGCUUUCCAGCCCGUGGAGUUCAGCCUCCGGGAAGGGCAUCGGACGGACUUUGCGGAGACCCAAGAGAUGCUGGAAACCCAGGAGGAGAGCCAGCAGUACUACCCUUUGGACGGGCUAUCGCCUUUCAUCUCUCUGCGGGAGGAUGAGUUGAUCGCGGCCGUCGUGUCGCCCACCGGUAAAAGGAACCACAGCAAGGCCAGGAGGGGCUAUCGCGUGGUGAAGCAGCAGAGCAGGCGGCCGGAGGCGAGGGUAGAGGGGGACCCGGAGUCCCAGCCCCUGUCCCUUCCUCUGCAG
Pterocles gutturalis (yellow-throated sandgrouse) is the source of this 629-nucleotide messenger RNA. Its product is annotated as polypeptide N-acetylgalactosaminyltransferase 15-like. The transcript has 2 exons. The annotation marks the transcript as partial. The record is from RefSeq and is a predicted model, not a curated record. NCBI's taxonomy places the organism in Eukaryota, Metazoa, Chordata, Aves, Pterocliformes, Pteroclidae.